UGUGUAUCUGCGAUUAUCUUUUUUUUGUUUAAUUUGGAUUCUCGGGGGAAGUCUCGAGAGAUUGGGUCUCUGUGUUUUCCUUUAAUUCCUGAUCCCGCAAUAAAUCUCAAUCGCGAUUUGCUCAAAUCUCUCAAGCCAAUAUCGAUUAUAUUCAGAUUCUGAGUGUGGGGCAGAGAAAAGUGAUGCAACGGAUCGUAGAUAACGCUCUCGCUGUUUCAAAAGAGUCCGUGAAAACUGUAACGUAUGAGUCUUUAAACAACAUUGCUAGUUGCAUCAAUGGAGUCUCGGCUCUUCUCUUAACACUCCUUCCCGGGAAGGCUAAUAUUCUCGAAGGUCUCCAUGGCUGGGAGCUCAGACCCACUUUGCGUGGACCACGUUUACCACGCUGGAUGCAAAAUGGAGUCUCUUCUUUCAAUCACUUCAUUCACGAGCUCUCUGUGGAUUCUGAUACUUCGAGCUUGGACUAUUCUUCUGGAGAAGAAGAGAGUGACGGUCCGCCGCCUGCUUCACCUUCUUCUCAAUGCUCACGCCUCUCUUGGGCCAGUGCUUCCGCAAAAUCUGAAGGACACUGGUCUGACUGGAUUACGUUUAUUCUUUGGUGGUUGAUACUCCCUUUACGGAUCUUGCUAUGGGUACCUCAGUUUUUUCUGCGUCUGUUCUUCAAACGAAGCUCGAGAACUCCUGCGAGCCCAAGAAGGAACCAACAUAGGCCACGUUUUAGCAAGACUAACUCUAGCAAAUACCAUGAUGUUCCCAACCGUGCUACUGAUAGAAGACGCGGCGUUGUUGAGGAUCUUCAUCUUGCUAUAGAGAUCUGCAUAGAAGCAAUUUUUGAUUUUUUCCACAGGGCUACGCAUCUUCUUCUAUCUCCAUCGGAAGCUUUUGGAAUAUUGUUAUCAUGGUUCUCUCCUUCCAGUCACAGGCGUAAAGAGAAGCAUGACCACGUUUCAGAUGAUGAAACUGUGCAGACUGCUACUUUAGGAGAUGCGGAUCCAUCUCUUGCAGAAAGGCCCACACGGUUAUACAACACUAUGAACACUGAUACUCGAACGUGUCAGGAUGUCAUAACAGAGCUGGGGUAUCCUUACGAAGCUAUUCGUGUUGUUACAUCGGAUGGAUAUGUUCUUCUAUUGGAAAGGAUACCAAGACGUGAUGCAAGGAAAGCUGUUUAUCUGCAGCAUGGGAUUUUGGAUUCUUCAAUGGGAUGGGUAUCUAAUGGGGUUGUUGGAUCUCCAGCUUUUGCUGCGUAUGACCAAGGCUAUGAUGUUUUCUUAGGGAACUUUCGAGGUUUAGUUUCAAGAGAUCAUGUGAACAAGAACAUAUCUUCAAAAGAGUACUGGCGAUACUCCAUUAACGAGCACGGUACUGAGGACAUCCCAGCAAUGAUAGAAAAAAUCCACGAAAUCAAAACUUCAGAAUUAAAGCUCAGCCAACCUAACACCGAUGAGGAGAUCAAUCAUGAGGAGCCUUAUAAGCUAUGUGCCGUCUGUCAUAGCCUAGGUGGUGCUGCAAUUCUCAUGUACGUCAUCACUCGCAAAAUCAAGGAGAAGCCACACCGUCUCUCCAGACUAAUCCUACUCUCACCCGCUGGAUUCCAUGAGGACUCCAACUUAGGCUUCACGUUGGUCGAGUACAUCUUCCUUUUCGUUAGUCCGGUACUGUCUCGCUUAGUGCCUGCCUUCUACAUACCUACAAGAUUCUUCAGGAUGCUUUUAAACAAGUUAGCACGUGACUUCCACAACUACCCUGCUCUCGGUGGGCUUGUCCAAACGCUGAUGAGUUAUGUGGUUGGUGGAGACAGCUCGAACUGGGUUGGAGUCUUGGGUCUGCCUCACUACAACAUGAACGAUAUGCCAGCUGUUUCUUUUCGUGUAGCGCAGCAUCUCGCUCAGAUCAAACACACUGGUAAGUUCAGGAUGUUUGACUACGGGAGCAGGAGAGCUAACGUGGAGGUUUACGGCUCUCCUGAACCGCUUGAUCUAGGGGAGUCUUACAGGUUCAUCGACGUGCCUGUGGAUUUAGUGGCGGGGAAGAAAGAUAAGGUGAUUCGGCCUUCUAUGGUGAGGAAACAUUAUAAGGUGAUGAGAGAAGGUGGUGUUGAUGUGUCGUUUAAUGAGUUUGAGUAUGCUCACCUUGACUUCACGUUCUCUCACCGGGAAGAGCUUUUGGCAUAUGUGAUGUCGCGGCUUCUGCUUGUGGAACCGACGUCUGUUGAGCAGAGGCAGACGAGUCAGAAAGGUAUGAAGUUGAAGAAGAAGAAAAAGGAGGGUACAGUAGUGUAAGUAGCUUAAACCAACCCAUGACAAGUGUGGUGAAUGCUCUUUAGGGUUUGGUGUCUUUGUAAUGUGUGAUGUUUGUGUGUUUGAGGCUUUGAGAGUCAUGUGGUUCUAUGUUGAUGAUCUCCUAUGGAUUGGCUGUAAUAGUGUACAUAAUGUCAAGUGUGAUCUCAUGAUAGAAUUGUUGUCAGGGAUGCUUUUUUCAGCAAUAUCAUACAUGUUUCUAUA
Messenger RNA from Brassica napus (rape), 2504 nucleotides. Its product is annotated as lipase 3. The transcript is spliced from 10 exons. The coding region runs from base 183 to 2282 and encodes 699 amino acids. Lineage: Eukaryota; Viridiplantae; Streptophyta; Magnoliopsida; Brassicales; Brassicaceae. The record is from RefSeq and is a predicted model, not a curated record. Gene Ontology annotation, biological process: lipid metabolic process.